Messenger RNA from Anneissia japonica, 2660 nucleotides. RefSeq lists its product as uncharacterized. Lineage: Eukaryota; Metazoa; Echinodermata; Crinoidea; Comatulida; Comatulidae. Gene Ontology annotation, biological process: regulation of apoptotic process. The record is from RefSeq and is a predicted model, not a curated record.
CAUUUCUGAUACUCUUUGAUUCGGUGCCGUUGUUAAAAGAGAAGCUAACGUUACAACAUCAACAGUACACGCAAGGGGACUGAAGCUUAUAUAAUUUCGGCUUUGCUGACUAGGCCUAUUUCGUUUUAGUAUCAAGUUCAUAUUUUUGCUGUUGACAUCAGAAUAGAUUUGGAUUUUAAUGAAUUUGAUGCAUACUUGAUGAAUUCGAGGCCACUACAGUAAACAAAGACAAUUCAAUUUCCAACCGUACGGUACCACUCGCAAAAGAGACCCAAGUCAGACCAUACGCUGUCGUCGUAGAUGCAACGCUAGUCAGGCCUAGCCUAGCUUAUCAUAAUAAUCAUGUCUGACCCGCUAGGCCAUAUUCUUGACUUGUAUUUUGCUGAUGUGCUGAUAGAAUCAGGUUACGAUGACCAUGAUGGUCCAUUUGGUCAUCACGUCUCAGCCAAAAACCGAAACCACAUAAAGCAAAACUAUUCUACCAAUGGCCUGCUCAGAUCAACAUAUGCAGUGCAACAGUGUGGCUAUGAUAUGGUGGAUGGACAGAACAAUAAAGAAGAAACCAUGGAUUCUGACCAGAUGAGAAAAUUGGAAGAAAUAGCUCUGACGCUGGCCAAGAUCGGAGACAAUGUCAACGAACGCUAUAACUUUCCUGAGUGGAACCCAAACUUUAGCUUUGACAGACAGAUUGACGGGUUAUUGGCAGAACGAGUUGACCAAUCAGAUGUUCAGCAGGUCGCUCUUGUGUUGCGUUUUGCUAAGGAUGUACUAAAGACUGCUGUAAAUAAGCAAGGAAUCCUUAAUGAAACUAAAACUUACAUUUCAAGGCAUUUUUCAGGAUGGAUUAGCGGAUUGUAAACAUAAGAUGUUUCUUGAGUGGCGGAUGAAAAGUGCCCUCUGUUUUCUGAAUAUUUCUUUUAAAAUGUAUUGGCCAAGUCAAAUGGACAUUUGACCAACAGACAAUUUGCUACCACAUCCAAUUUUAUAACUUGUGGUGUUCCUCUAAAUGAGCAACUCAAGGUUUUGUUUUAAAUUUGUAGGUUUUUACUUGAUUGUUUGUGUAUAGCAAUACAAAUGAUUUUAAUUUAUAUCUAUUGACAUUCCAACAUUUCAAUAAUGUCUAAUAAUUACUGCAAUCUGAUUUUAGACUUCUCCUUAUUAUGUGAAUGUGUACUUAAUACCAAGUAAGGUCCAAGGUCCAGAGGUAUGACUCUCACAUUGUCAGCGAAAAGUUGCAGGUUGGAAUCCUGCUGAACUUUUUCAUUGGUGGGUUAUGCCUGAUACGUUUAUGAUAUCAUUUAUUCCUAAAAUUGAGCAUUGUUUCUAUUACUUUUUCUAUUUAUAUAUUUGAACAUUAAAGACGAGCAAUCCGCAAGUGUGAAAAAAAUUGCUGGCCCAACCUGGAUAACAGCAAUAGUAAUAACAAGAUAAUCGGAGAUUGCAGACCCUCUCGUCCUGAAAAAACAAUGGCAUUUAAUUGCACGUCUGCCACACCACUUCAUCAUAGGCCUCGCGUGGCAAGCCCAUUCACUCGAGUCUGCUCUGCCUAGCCUAGCUUUGUCAGCCGUUGCAGCUGGAAAGUACAUAACAUUCUAAGGAAAGGGUGAUAAUAAUUAGGACCCCCAAUCUCUCACUUUCAAGGUGAUUGUCAUACCACUUGACCACUGGGGCACUGGAGAAGAAGAUUAUUUUUUUAUUUUGUAUAAAGCCAUAAUUUGAGUUUGAGGCUGUAUUUCUAACAAUUAUAAGCAAGCCAAUGUCUAAUGCACUGGAGAAAAUGUAUAUAAACAUUAACAACUCAUUGAGAUGUAGGUAGUUUAUUUGUGAAGUGGAUGUUUGAGACUGAUUCAUGUUUAAGAGUGAAAAGUAAUAAAAUCUUGCACACAUUGUUUGCUAAUGUAUAUAAUUAUACUAAACCACAGCUACAGAAUACUGUACUUGUAAAAUGUAGUUUAAAAAAUUGAAUGUAAAUUCUGUAAGGCUAGGGUGCAGGUCAUUGAAACUAGUGCUACAGCUCUAUAGUUCAAGCAAGCAGAAAUUAUCGACCAAGUUAGUAAACAUAAUUUUGUAUACAGUCGUGACGGAGUCAAGAUCCGUGCUUAUAAAGUUAGACCUUCUUUAACCAAAUACAUUGCAACUAUGGAGACAGUGCAAAUUGCAAGAAAGACUUGCAGUCGUAUUGAAUUGUGUACGUUGUCAAAUCAUUGGCUCUGUGAUAUGGUGCUAUAAAUUGUGAUUUUUUUUUUUCUCCUCUGAAUGGUUGAGUCUUAAGCAUGGUUUUAACACAUAAUUAAUGGCAAUUAUGAUAAAUAUUGACAAGGUUUCACACAGGCUUUGCUUCUUGGUUUGUACAUCUGCUACAACCAAUCACAAUAAAGUAGUUUCGACAGAGUAUAACAAGUCGCAUAUCCAUGGGUAGCCAUGGUGGAAUACACCCACCCCAAACAAUUGAUAGGUAUUUUGUAAGAGCUUUUUUCAUAAUUUAAAACAGAAUUGCCACAUAUACAGUACCGGUAUGUUGUAAUUCUUCUCUGCUGUGAAAAAAUUAUUUUUAUAUUUUAAUGGCACAUAAUUUCGGUGUUACUGAUGCAGGCCCAUCCUGUAAACCUAUGUAGCUAUUCUGUACGUAUCAAUUAAAUGUUUUUCAUCAUAUGUGUUAA